Acaulospora colombiana is the source of this 185-nucleotide messenger RNA. The record is from the annotation of a GenBank genome assembly. NCBI's taxonomy places the organism in Eukaryota, Fungi, Glomeromycota, Glomeromycetes, Diversisporales, Acaulosporaceae.
AGUGUGCGCUAGGAAAGCUUCUGAACCCAUCCCUCAUGAUGAACACAUCUGUUUGGGUGCAAAUCUUGGACGUCGACAGUCCAUACACCGCCGCGUUCACAGCACCUUGGAUCGGCUGACAUCUCGCAAUGAGAUCCGGACGCGGCCGGCCCACAAAAACUUUGACGACUUGAGAAACGGCACCG